AUGGCCACUCCGGCAUUGCUUACCGCUGUUGACUCGACCAACCACGUCCACUUGAUUGUUGGAUCCAACCCUCUGGCUGGUGCACGUUGCAAUCGAGCCCUCGAAGUCGGUGCAAUUCCCAAGAUCAUCGCUCCUGAGGACGCCCAAGUACACUAUGGACUGGCAAAGAAGAUUGAGGAGGGCAAGGUGGAGUGGAUCAAGAGAGAGUUUCAGGAUGCAGAUCUGACAAGCCUGGGACGAGACGAGGUGGACAAUGUCGUGGAUGCCGUCUUUGUGACGACGGCAGGCAAAGGUGCUCUGAGUGAGUCGAUAUGGUCUGUCAUCUCAAGGAGUCGAACUGACCUUUACACCAGGNNCACACACAUCUCUACUCUCUGCCGCAGACUCCGAAUCCCUGUCAACGUGGCAGACGCUCCGAACCUUUGCACCUUCACCCUCCUCUCCACACACUCCUCAGGCCCCCUACAGAUUGGUGUCACAACGUCCGGCAAAGGCUGUAAAUUGGCCUCUCGCAUUCGACGUGAAAUCGCCUCUGCUUUACCUUCCGACCUCGGUACCGCUGUGGAAAGACUCGGUACGAUACGCCGUCGCAUCUGGGAGGAGGACCACGCUACCGAAUUGUCCAUGGACUUGGAAGCUGAAGAGGAGGAUGCUGGUCAAAAUGCUCAGUUCAACAAGCUCAUUACACCUACCGAUCUCGAAGCCGCCAGAAACAGACGUAUGCGCUGGCUCUCGCAGAUCUGCGAGUAUUGGCCUCUUCGCCGUCUGGCUGCCAUCACAGAUGCUGAUGUUGAUGCUGUGUUGGCUUCAUACAGCCAAGAAGCUGCUAUCGAAGCCAGCACUCCUCUACUCAGCCCUGGAACUCUCGACUCUAGAACUCGCAGAGGUCGUAUCAUUCUGGCUGGAUCUGGUCCUGGUCACCCGGAUCUGUUGACUGGAUUGACACUCAAAGCUAUUCGCGGCGCCGAUGUUAUCCUUGCAGACAAGCUCGUCCCAGCACCAGUUCUUGACUUGAUCCCUAGACGCACGCCCGUCCACAUUGCAAGAAAGUUNCCUGGAAACGCCGAAGCUGCUCAGGAAGAGCUGCUCUCUCUUGGUCUCGCUGCAGCAAAGAAGGGCCAGACGGUCCUCCGCUUGAAGCAGGGAGAUCCUUACCUGUACGGCCGUGGUGCUGAGGAGUACGACUUCUUCCGCCGUGAAGGCUACGAAGUCAGCGUCUUGCCCGGCAUCACCUCUGCUCUCAGUGCCCCUCUGUUCGCCAAAAUCCCCGUCACCCACCGUGCCGUCAGUGAUCAAGUCUUGAUCUGCACUGGUACCGGUCGCAAGGGAGCUGCUCCCGAUCCGCCUGUCUACCUGCCAAACCAGACUUGCGUCUUCCUCAUGUCUCUCCACAGACUCGGUGCUCUUAUCGACAGUCUCGUGGCUGAAGGCAAGAACUACCCAAAGACCACACCUUGCGCAGUCAUCGAGCGCGCAAGCUGUACCGAUCANAGAGUCAUCCGCAGCACACUCGAAUACGUCUGUGCCGCAGUUGAGGAAGAAGGCUCAAGACCACCCGGUCUUCUUGUUGUCGGCCUUGCAUGCGAAGUCUUGGAGAAGAGCCACCAGAAGUGGGUUGUUGAAGAGGGUUUCAGUGGCUUUGACAACUUGGGUGAAGGAAGUCUUGAUGAGUUAAGCGCUGAGCUCCGUGGUGAGAUCGUAGCUUGA
Molecule: messenger RNA, 1707 nt
Organism: Aureobasidium musti
Lineage: Eukaryota; Fungi; Ascomycota; Dothideomycetes; Dothideales; Saccotheciaceae
Source: the annotation of a GenBank genome assembly